Messenger RNA from Aquila chrysaetos chrysaetos, 1325 nucleotides. It is a transcript of the gene SYCE2, whose product is annotated as synaptonemal complex central element protein 2. NCBI's taxonomy places the organism in Eukaryota, Metazoa, Chordata, Aves, Accipitriformes, Accipitridae. Bases 1 to 942 code for a protein of 313 amino acids. Gene Ontology annotation, cellular component: central element. The transcript has 4 exons. Gene Ontology annotation, biological process: synaptonemal complex assembly. The record is from RefSeq and is a predicted model, not a curated record.
AUGACCGCGGCUCCCCACGACCCUCCGGGGUGCCUCAGCCUGGCGGCCCCACGCCGGGGCACCUCCUCGCUCCUCAACCGGCCUCCCCCGCCCACAGGCCGCCCCCCGAUGGGCCCCGACAGUACCGUCUCCCGGCGCCAUCGCGGCUCCGUCUCCUCAGCGCCCGGCACAGCCCUUCCCGCCUUUUCCCGCGCCGCCUUUCAUUGGCCGCCCCCGUCGCCCAGGCGGGCGCCGAUUGGCCGGCGCAGGUGCCCGUCGCCCACCGAGACCCCGCCCACCGUGCUCUCCUCAGCGCCUCGCGGCAGUGGGACCCCCCUGGGGCUGAGCGUAGGCCCCGAGCAGCAGUACCGGAGCCAGGCGGGUCCUUCCCCACCCAGCGACCCCACCGAACCUGGCUGUGCCCCAGUCCCCGGUCCCCGACGGCCGCCUGCCCCCAGGGUGUGUAUGUCACGAAAGGAGCACGAGGGGCCCGAGCUGGAGGCGGCGGCGGGCGACAGCCCCUUCGUAGGGCUGGGCAGAGACGAGCCCCCCAGCGAAGACCCCGACAGGACGGAGGUGCUGCCCACGGCCCCACGGCCCAGCACGGAAGCAGCGCUGGACGGCCAGGCCUCCCGGUACUUCGCGGCGCUAGAUGCCAGCGUCGGGGGCCUGCAGCAGCGCACGCAGCAGCUGAUCGACAGGGUGAAUGACAGCCGCAAGGAGGACCACACCGUGAUGAGCAGCUUCAGGGAGAGCCUGCUGCUGAAGGUCUCGGGCCUGGCAGAGCAGCUGGAGGAGCGGCUCUUCCACCUCUACGGCCUCCACAACGAGCUGAUCCAGGAGCGGCUGCAGGAGCUAGCAGAGGUGAUGGAACGGGUGGGGCAGGCUGAGGCCGAGCUCCGGCAGGUCUGCCGCACCGUGGAGGCAGCCUACCACGACCUCUGCCUGCAGCCCGAGACCUGAGCAAGGCCUCAAAUGCACAGAGGCCCCCCCAAAUCCCGCGGGAGCCCCCCCCAGCCCUGUGGCAGCCCGCCUGCCCUGUGAGUGGGGCCUGUGUUGCCCACUGCUGCUGUGCCAGGGCGGCUGCAAGCGGGAAAGGGGGACUGGCCCAAAAGGGCUUUUCUGUUGCUGUUGGUGUUUGGGUUUAGCACAAAUAAAAAGAGCAAAAACCCCAAAGGCUGAAUCCAGGGGGCUGCCAGGGCUCUGCCGCCGGCUUGCUUCUGGCCGCUUGCCGGGGCAAAACCCGGCCGUACACAGCAUGUGCUGAAGCCGGAUCCCCUCCCAGUGGCAGAGUUGUGUCCUGGCGGGUUAAUUAAUGCUGAUGAGGCUCGCGCUGAUGAACAGAG